Messenger RNA from Schistocerca gregaria, 3016 nucleotides. RefSeq lists its product as uncharacterized. NCBI's taxonomy places the organism in Eukaryota, Metazoa, Arthropoda, Insecta, Orthoptera, Acrididae. Gene Ontology annotation, cellular component: cytosol; nucleus. Bases 92 to 2602 code for a protein of 836 amino acids. Gene Ontology annotation, biological process: protein deubiquitination. Gene Ontology annotation, molecular function: cysteine-type deubiquitinase activity; cysteine-type endopeptidase activity. The record is from RefSeq and is a predicted model, not a curated record. The transcript is spliced from 3 exons.
AAACUCUUCACAGCUUCCUGCUGCCAACUACUCACGCGUUGGCAGUUUCUCUCCUACCUCUUUGCUGUGCAGUCUACAUGUGAAGCAAUAGAUGGUGGGUAGAGGCCUGAUUAAUACUGGCAAUACUUGCUUUCUAAACUCCGUAGUACAGGCUCUGGCCGCGCUGCGGGUUUUUCGUUCCUAUUUGGCCGAGCUGGCUUCCAGAGGGUUGUCUAGCGACUUGAUUCAGUCUCUCAGAAGGACGUUGAAUGAGCUGGAGAGUUCGGAUUCGCGCCCGUUGAGGCCGCCCUUGUUGGAGGAGAAGACGAUCAAGGCGAGGUUCGUGACGGGGGAGCAGCAGGAUCCUCACGAGCUGUUGAUUUAUAUGUUGGACCAUAUACAAGCUACCGUGAGCGAGUGCCAGCGUACCUCGACAGACGAGGCGAAGAAGCUUGGUAUGAGGGGCCUGUCCAGCGUGUUACAUGGGGUGAUAGAGUCCGAGUUGAGCGCGAAGAGGAGCGCGUGCCGGAGGGUGGUUGAUCCGCUCUCGGCGGCGAGUGCCGCUGGUUUGCUGUCCUUUGUGAAUUCGCCGAAGCUCGAGAGUUCCGUUUUGUUUCAGGGGGUGAGGAGGGAUCUCUUUGACAGGUCCUGGUCUCGGGGAGAGGGUCGUUUCGAUCGAGAGGUGGUUGGUGGCGCGAAUGAGUCUAACGGUCGACGAAUGGGGGCGACGUCUUCGCCGACAGGCGACAAAAUGGAAGACGAUGGUGGCGACGGUCUGUUGAGACAGAAUCCUUUUUUCGGGAAGAUGGAGAAUACGUUGUAUUGUUCCGCGUGUUGCCGUAGUUGGUCUUCGAUUGAGACCAUGUCCGUGCUUUCUCUGUAUUUGCCAUACAAAGACGCCUCUUCGUUCACGCUGUUUGAUUGCUUCAGUCGUCUUUUCCAGAGUGAGAAAAUCAAAAAUUAUCUCUGUCGCUAUUGCCAGGAGGCGCGCACGGUCGAGAAGCGCUUGACGAUUCUGAAGGCACCGGACCUGCUUUCUCUGCAUUUCAACAGGCUGUGCUUGGUGGGUAGAGGGAGGAGGUUGAAAAAGAUUUGCGGGAGGGUUGACUUUGGUUUGCACCUCAAUGUUUCUUGGCUGACGAGUCGCUACUCUCUCCCGCCUUCGAGCGCGCUCCGAUACAGUCUUAGCCCUGCGGAGGGUCUGUCCGCGUUCAUCUCGAAGAGAGAUAGGACGUUUGCGCUGUACUCGAUGCCUACGGAGUUGGACCAGGGUGACUUGGAAGCGGUGCGACGGAGCUUUGAUCGAUCUCCUUCGGAAUUUGGCGGGUUGUUUUGGAGUGAUUCGGCGGGUUGUUCAGUGCCGGGGCUCGGACCGGCGAAGCUGGCGAGCUCGAGAUCGGCGGCGGACAGUGCGGAGCGCGGAACGCCCUUGUCUUCUUCUUCGGAGUCGGGCGACGCGCUGACAUCAUCGACGACGGACUCUUUGGCGCUGGAAAGUUUCAAUGACUGCAGCGAUCCCUAUUUUGAUUACGUCCUUUCGGCUGUAAUUGUCCACAUCGGAAACGAGCGCGGCGGCCACUAUGUUUGCUAUCGUCCGGAGGACUUUGCUUCUCCACAGAAGGGUUGGGUCAAAAUUUCGGACAUGUCGCUUAGUUCUGUGCCAUUUUCUUAUGUGCAGCAGCAGGAGGCGUUUAUGUUAUUUUACCAGCGUAGGCAGUGUCUCUCUUCUCACUGGGGCCUGGUGAAGUCCCCGCGAGCGACCGCGAACGCCCUGGCGGCGGCGAGCGACGCUUCCGAUGGCAACGUCGUAGAUCUUCGAAAUGGUGCCGGCGAGUCUUCGAGGAUGAGCGCGCUGGCCGACGAGAGUUCCGUCGAAGAUCCGUUCAGCCAUUUGAUAGACCAGUUUGGCGACGAAUUUGCGCUGGACGGGUCCUGGCUAGUGGAGGACGAAGCUCUGAGUCAAGAACAAGUGGAAGAUUUUUCGGAGCGACAAAAUUUUUUUCAAGACGAACAACGAACGUUUACUCCAAAUGGAAUCCAGAAUUCCGCUUCCGAAGUUGAUGGUCUCCGGCGUUCCUCCGCAUCGGUUGGCCCCCGUCUGCGGGGAAUCUCGAACAGCUCAGGAGAGGGGGAUGUCCGUCCUGGCGGUGAGCGUCUAGAAGGGGAUUGUCAUGGCGACUUUGCGCGUUCGAAUGGUCAAAAGGAGGAAAAUGGUUUUGUUCAUCGCCGACAAGGCAAGGCGUGCGACGAGGGUCGUCGCCAGCAAGAGGGAGAGGACGUUCAUCACGCAAACGGUCAAAGGGGUGUCUACGCCCACGAUCAGAGCCACGUUGGUACUGUCGAUCAUGCGGAGUCAUCUGUCGUCUAUGAUGCGUCCUCGCCUGUCUUUGAUCGGAACGGCGAGUGUUCAGACAGCCCGGAUGGCUCUCCCUUUCAUCCUAAGCUCGUUAGAAGCGCAAACAUGAGCAGCAACGAGCACCACGUUCUCCACCCCCAAUUUUUCAUAGAGUCAAAAAUUCGCAGCCCUCCUCAGCGAAUUGCCAACGUUUCUCCUAAACCGCCCUCGUCCUGCGACUCCUCUCCCUCUUAUCACUGCGACCGUCCCCUCCAAUCGCGAGCCUGACGCGCCUCUCUUUCCGCGCGCUGGGCCGCUUGGCUCCGCGACACGCGCGUUUCUCGCCCGGGGCCUCGAAACUCGAGUCGAGCCGACUCUCGACCGCGCCGAGCGAGCCAGCGGUCGCCCGGGGCGCCCUCCGACGCGCACGCUUUCCCGCGCGGCACGCCGAGGCUUUCGAAAGAGCGGUCUUCGCGGGAGACGAACGGGCGCGCCGAUUCGUUCCAUAGAGACGCCUUUUCGCUCGCAUCUGAGAAAAAAGAAAAAAAAAAGAAGAGCAGACUUGUUCGACUUGAGGCGGCUAUGCCGAGCUCGGGCGCUCGGGGUGCGCGCGACAGCACUUUUUUUUUUUUGGAAUUUGUGUACAUACAAAAGCAAAAAGGCAAGUGAGAGGGGAGGGUAGGGUUGUUUUUUUUUACUCAA